UGAAUUGUGAAUGAGGGUGAGAUUAAGCCUGUUUCUGGGUUUCCCCCUUGGGCGGGCUUGUCAAGAGAGCGCCGGCGGAAGGGCCACCGCGCUGUGGUUCUUUCCAUGUCAAGGAGGCGUUGAAGUGCGAGCGGCUCAGGGGAGCCAACAGCAGCUUCCCAAGGGGGGAAGGUGACGCGUCAGGCAUGAGGCCGGUCGGGCACCAUGAACUCUGUAGUGGAAUACGAAGGAACGAGAGCGGGUUACCGGUGCGGCUACUGCGACUCUGCCCGGGGGAAAAUGUCCAGCGGCAUUUGGGCUCAUUCACUGACUGCCCAAGACUACCAAGAUCUUAUUGACAGAGGAUGGCGAAGGAGUGGCAAAUAUAUUUACAAGCCUAUUAUGAAUCAGACAUGUUGUCCUCAAUAUACAAUAAGAUGCCAGGCUUCACUUUUCCAGCCUUCCAAAUCACAUAAGAAGGUUCUAAAGAAGAUGCUGAAAUUCUUAACAAAAGGGGAAAUUCCUGUAGUAGAUAGUGAAGUGGAACCCAUGGAUUCUCACACCAAAGAUACUGAUGGCUGCAGGGUUUUUUUAGAAGACAAACCAGACACCAAUCAGAGUGAGCUAAAACCCCUCAAUACUGAUCAUUUGGAAAAGGUGGAGAGUGAAGAGAGAGAAAUAACUGUGAACAAAGUGGACUCUGAACAUAUUGAAUCUUGUAAUGAGAAAGCUAAUGCCAAUUCCAGCAAGCAAUUGGAGUCUGCUAAAGUUGGUCAUGUGGCUCCCAAACCAGGCAAAGGAGCUGACUUGAGCAAACCACUGUGCCGUAAAGCCAAGGAGAUUCGAAAAGAACACAAAUUACAGAGAACUCUUAAGAACCAGACACAGAAUUCUGCACUGCAAGCCAAGGCUCAGAUUUUGCUUGGUCAGAGCUCGAAGUCUAAAAUAAAUCAGCCCAAAUCAAUGGAAGACUUCAUUUUUGCCACCUUACCUCCUGAAGCUACGCACCAGUUAGAGGUGAGGCUGGUGCAAUCAUCUCCACCAAGUUCCCAGUUCAAAGCCACAUUUCAGGAGUCUUACCAACUCUAUAAACGUUACCAGAUGGUUAUUCACAAGGACCCACCUGAUAAACCAACUGCCAGUCAGUUCACAAGGUUUCUCUGUGAAUCUCCACUUGAGGCAGAAAAUCCACCUGAUGGUCCAGAUUGUGGUUAUGGUUCUUUCCAUCAGCAGUAUUGGUUUGGUGGGAAGAUAAUUGCUGUGGGUGUAAUUGACAUCCUUCCAAAGUGUGUGUCCUCGGUGUAUCUCUACUAUGAUCCUGAUUAUUCUUCACUGUCUUUAGGGGUUUACUCUGCACUAAGGGAAAUUGCUUUUACUACGCAACUUCAUGAAAAGGCCUCUGACCUACGCUAUUAUUACAUGGGGUUUUACAUUCAUUCGUGCCCUAAAAUGAGAUAUAAGAUCGAUUAUGACUUAUGGCGACCCUAUGAAUCGGCGACCUCCAGUAGCAUCUGUCAAGAACCACCCUGUUCAGAUCUUGGCCAGUAUAGACCGUCUGACUUGUUGUGUCCAGAGACAUAUGUCUGGGUACCCAUUGAGCAGUGUCUGCCGUCUCUUGAGCAUUCAAAAUACUGUCGCUUCAACCAGGACUUAAAAGCAACUGAUGAAGGCAAUGUGAAAGAACUGGAUCAGGUUUGGAUUCUGCAUAAGAGAACAGCCAUGCGUUACAGUGUGUAUAAGAGAAGGAGAAAAGGGCCAAGCGAUGAAGAAAGUGUUCGGCGAUAUGCAACUCUGGUGGGACAAGCGUGUUCAGAGCGAAUGUUGCUCUUUAGAAGCUGAAGUAUUGAUUCUGUGGGUGUUCUUCAGCACUGUCUUAUUGCACAACUGCUGAUUGUAUGUCCCUGCAGUUUAGUGUUGAUAUGCUUCUUGAAAACUGAGAUAUUUUAUGCUUAUAGAAAUGAAUACAUUGGCUUAUCUUAAAAGAAAAUACAAUUUUUACAUCUUUAUAUCAAGGGUCUGGCAGAAUAUAAAGACCCCUUGUUUUAUUUCACUGUCCUGUUUUCCUUCUUGCAUUCUGAGCAAUGUGCAUGGUGUGAAGUACAUAAGUGAUUGGAACACAUUUUUUCCUGUAGGGCGUUGUAGAUAUCUAAUAAGGAGAAUAUUUAAAGUUACUUGGGUGCUGAAAUGUGUAAAAGCUAUAGUGAAAUGUGUGUAAUUCCACAGAUGGCUCCUAAAAUGUGCAGUUGCAUGCUAGUAUUGUUCCAGAACCCAGUUAAACUAAGGUGUCUGGAAUUGAGCCUCUUUCUGUCCUAUUGAAUUCAAUAGCAAAAUCCAGCUUAAAUUCAUCUGGACUGCGGACUUUAUAGAAUCUGUACUAUAUGACAUAAUAUAAAGCCACCUAAUGUUAAUCUAUGCACUGUAGCUCUUAGAUAUCCACUGCAAAAUGUUUUGUUUAAAUAAUGUCUAGUAGUCUUUACAAACCAAGAAGGUUUGAGAUGAUAUUUUGUAAUUAAAUUGAUAUGAAAAAUAUUGGAAUUGAAGCCAAGGGUAGGUUUAUGGUCAAAUUACCAAAGAGAUUACUUUAAAUAAAGCAGCAGUUUGCAUGUUG
Molecule: messenger RNA, 2587 nt
Organism: Rhineura floridana
Lineage: Eukaryota; Metazoa; Chordata; Lepidosauria; Squamata; Rhineuridae
Gene: ATE1
Product: arginyltransferase 1
Exons: 13
Coding region: 205-1818 (537 amino acids)
Biological process (GO): protein arginylation
Cellular component (GO): cytoplasm
Molecular function (GO): arginyl-tRNA--protein transferase activity
Source: RefSeq, a predicted model, not a curated record